Mesocestoides corti is the source of this 2058-nucleotide messenger RNA. The record is from the annotation of a GenBank genome assembly. NCBI's taxonomy places the organism in Eukaryota, Metazoa, Platyhelminthes, Cestoda, Cyclophyllidea, Mesocestoididae.
CGAGACUAUGGAGCGGAAUUGAUUGACCGUUUAGCUGAUAAAGCGACCACUAACUUGCCUUCGUCAGCUUCGAUUGAUCCCUCCAAGUUGCGCAUCUACUUUACAAAAUCUCUAAAUGAAAUGCAGAACGCACGGGCGAAACUAAUAUCUGAGUCGGCACGCUUAGAGGAUCAGUGUCGCCAAGGUAACGCAACUUUUUUGUCGGAAAUGACACAGUUGAGUGAACAGCUUUUGGAAGCAAAUAGUGCAUUCAAGGAACUUGAUUCGAAGAUAAAUGUGGUUUCAGGCAAGAUUAUUCACCUUGGAGAUCAACUCGAGCGGAAGAACUCCCCUAGGGAAAGUCUUCGAGAAGCCCGCCGGCUAAUUCUUGAAUUUUCUAAGUUCCUUGGAGCUGGAGGCGGAACAUUUGCCAAUCUGUCUGUUAAUUCGCAAGCAGAUGAAACACAGCUUAUGGAAAAAGCUAAUAGCAUUCGGUCUCUAAGCGCACUUUGUUUAGAACUGCCCGAUGAUGAACGUUUCCUCAUUGCUAAGCAGAGAAUUACUGUAGCCAGCCAGAAUCUGGAAAAUCUGCUAGUCAAGCGCUUCCGCUAUAACUUCUCAGUCGAGAAUGACGAGAUGAUGCGUCGCAUUGCUGAAGUUCUCACCUUUUCCAAGAGCCACUCUGGAUGUGCUGAUGUUUUUAUCGAAGAAAUGCUUAAGUGCCUACCUAAAGAUUUAGGUGACUUAUCAAUGUUACCCGACAUUCUUGGAGAAACUGAGGCUAAAAUCAUACGAAUUUUUCGUCGACCUGAGAAUGUUGUGUUUCAUCUAAUCCAGGCCCUGUUUUCUCGAAAUUUGAAGGCUCAUUUUCAAUCUAGAGUUCAAUUGGACAUGCCCACAGACGUCUUUCUCACCAACCUCUACACGGAAUACUGCAACCUGGACCGUCUGGUGUUUCAACUGCUGGAGCGUCUUCAGCUCCUGUCCGACGAAACUCAGCUGUACAAACUCCUCGACAGCAUCUCCGCGGAAGUCCUUCAGGGCUACCAGUUCCGUGAAAUAAGCUGGCUCACCGAACACCUCACCGGCCACCUCAUCACCUACUACAUCUCCCAGAACCACCAGAAGCGGAAUAUCAGCUCCACUGGGUUUUAUGAGCUCAAGAGUGCUGUCCAAUCACGUCUCCACAUUAACGUCGACCGGGAAGUUGUCGCAGAAAAAAUCCUUAUCUCCCAGGAGGUUGCAAUUAACAUUCUCGAUGACAUCCGACAGUCAGCAAAACGUUGUAUGCUUCUUUCAAAGGCGUCAGAUCGACCGCAAUUUGGGUUGAAGUUGUUUGACAUGCUUCUGCGGUAUCUUGUCAAUGAACACAUCGACUAUGGAAUAACUCUGGCCUUGCAAACCUUGAACACUACAGACCCGAAGUCCUCGGAACCGUCGUUUACGUUCUUCUCCGCCGUGAAUGAAGGAACAACAUUGUUCAAUUUCUUUGACAAAGCCGUCAACGAGUUCAUCGGGCCCCUUCUAGCUGGCAGUGCAGCGCACCUGCAGACUUGCGCUGCUAGGCGGCAGGAGGUACGACGCAACCUUGAGGUCAAGUUCUCGUCUGGUCUGGAGCGGUGCAUUGAUCUUGCACUAAGCCGCGUACAGGCCAUUCUGGCAAGUGAGCAAAAGAAGUCCGAUUACAAGGGGGACGUUGACCUGGUGAAUUCGCGAAAUCUCAUGACCGGCCUCCCCGCUUGCUCGGCGGCGUGCGAAGACGUUUGCAAGUUUAUCCGCAAGGUAAUAACAGACGCAAAGCAGAACCUAGAUGGUGGAUUCGUGGCAAUGCAAGAUGUUACAGCUUACCGCGACGCUGCACGUGAAUUCAACGGCCCGAAGAUCGACUACCUAUUUGAUAUCCUAUUAAAAUUAAUGAAUCUGAUGUUGAUAAAGCCACAAAAUGUGCGUCAGGUUUGGCAAGACUACGAACAAUCCGGAAUUCCGAAAGAACUCCUUGGAAAUUUUAUACAACUAAGAGCCGACUAUAAAUCGAGGCUCCAAACUGAGGUCAGGCGCUACUUGGACGCGUCCCGGUGA